Molecule: messenger RNA, 869 nt
Organism: Sphaeramia orbicularis (orbiculate cardinalfish)
Lineage: Eukaryota; Metazoa; Chordata; Actinopteri; Kurtiformes; Apogonidae
Product: membrane-spanning 4-domains subfamily A member 4D-like
Exons: 6
Coding region: 97-708 (203 amino acids)
Source: RefSeq, a predicted model, not a curated record
ACCCACUCCCUUUCUUAUUAUCAGUCUCACUUUGAAUUAAACAGGGAAGAAAGGUAGGUAAGUGCAUUCUUCCAAGACAUUCUUAGUGUGUUUACAAUGGAGGACACUGGAUCAACAGCAGAAGCAAAAACCACAGCAGAGGAUGGAAACCUGCAGAUGAGUGACAGGCUGCUGAAGUCCACUAAACCUCUGCAUCGGUUUGUCCGGAUGGAACCCAGAAGCCUUGGGAUUGUCAUUUUGUUGUUUGGAUGUGCAGAGAUCCUGAUGGGGUUUCAGCUUCACUUGGCCGGUGAAAAUAGAAGAACCUCACUUAAUAUAUAUUCUCCUUUCUGGCAGGGAGUUCUGUUUGUUGUCUGUGGAAACCUGUCUAUUUACACUGGACUACAUCCAUCCAAGAAGAUGAUGACAGUGUCUUUGUCCAUGUAUGUGGUUUCCCUCUUGGGAAUCAUAGUUUCUGGUGUCCACAGAAUAGUGUUGCUGAGUUUGUACCAGCGCAUAAGGCGCUGGAAUCGUUCAGAUUGGAUCACUGUGAGAAUGGAUUUGCUGUACGGUAUUGAAGGCAUGCUACUCACUUCAUCCCUGUGUGCAUUAGUGCUUCUCAUCUUCUUGAUUGUUGUUGCACGCAUGGCUCUGAAAUCUACAAAUGAAAAUGUACAGGUUAUUGUCCAGCAGAGCCUGCCACCAGGGACUCCCACAGCAGCAAACUAAGAUCACCUUUCACAGUCGUACAGUUUGAACUAACAGUGAUUUUUUCUUUCCCUGGCUAAAUUACACCUAUUAUGCAACCAUUUGAUGAACUACAGUUUAUCAUUACUGUGUGUAUCACUUUACCUACAAUAGUGUUACGCCACCUGGUGGCAGCCACACAU